This is a messenger RNA of Penaeus vannamei (Pacific white shrimp), 1308 nucleotides long. The record is from RefSeq and is a predicted model, not a curated record. Lineage: Eukaryota; Metazoa; Arthropoda; Malacostraca; Decapoda; Penaeidae.
CCAGGGUUCAUGUGUAUCUCGGAUGUAAACAAGAGGGACCACCAGCAAGCAAGUUUUGUGAAGGAGGCACUGAUAGAAUUUUUCUAAUUCACGAUGACUGAACAGAAUGAAGAGGUCAAGAAUGCUGUUUUAAAGAGCCGUGAUAAAGGAGGGACAGGCACUAUGGCCCCUGGCCCAAGUGGUAGCAUGUCUGUACGUCUGCCUUCCUUCAGAGGGCCUCGUGACCUCACUCUCUCAGCAUCCUCUGCAUCAACGCCUAUUAAACCAACACUUAUAACUAGACCUAGAAAGACAUUUUCACCAAAUAUUCCUGUUAGAAGAGAAAAAAAUGAAAAAGUUUUGGAAUCAAAGGCAGAAAAAAGUCAAAAGCGAAAUCGUGACCGUGACAAAAAAGAAGGGGGCAGAGGAAGAGGCAGAGGUCGUGCAAAAGAAUUUGUUCAAACGACUGGUUCCCUCUUCGGUGAAGGGAUAGCAGCCACCCCUCAAAGACGGGCCGGAGGAGGUUAUGGGUUUGGGUGGGGAGGUGGUGGAGGCGGAGGUGGAACAGGAAAAGCUGGAGAUGCUGGCUUCAUUCACAAGCCAGUGCUCAAUCUGGAUACAGUUAAUAACAUAGAUAAGGAUCAUGAAGACCAAAAAUUAAAAGACCUCCUGCGAGACAAUUUCAUAGAUGACCCCAGUGAUCUCUUAGAGCGGGACAGUGACGAGGACUUAUUCCCAGUCCAGCUCCCAAUGGUGGACACUGGUCGGGGCUUUAAGGAAGAGGAUGCUAACCAGGAUGUCAAAAUAAAAAAAGCAGAGCCAGUUAUCACUCCUGAUGGCACUGAAGUAAAGAGUGAGCCAGCAGAUCCUGAAGAAGCCAUGGCAGUGGUAAAUGACGCAGCAGCUGCUGAAGAAACAAAAGAUAUUAAGAAAGAGAAUCUACUCAAGCAUACAGACAAAAAGGUUACGAUGAAGGGAGGUCUACCAGCAAAGGAAAAGACACCGGAACCAUCAGUGGUCCAGCUUCUGUCAGGGAAACACAAGGAUUUCAUGUUCUUUCAGCUACCAAACUCCCUUCCCAGUCACCCUCCAGACAUCAAACAGGAGCCACAUACUACACAGCAGAAACAAUCACAGCCUAAUAAUGUAAACAGUGCAACUGCAGAUGAAGAAGACGAGAAGAAAGCACAACCUCAAUAUUGUACUUUAAAUACAUUACCAGAAGGGCAGAUUGGAAAGCUCAAGAUAUAUAAAUCAGGGAAGACCGAGUUAUGGUUAGGUGAACAUAAGCUUAUCGUAAAUAAGGGAACUCAGGUUGGGUUUUUACAG